GGAAUUAACAAAGCGUCGUGUUUAAUUUGAAAUAACGUUGGCAUAAGCGAUUAAACGGCGAAGCAGAGAAGCUCGAUUCAAUCAUAUCGGUGCGGUGCUACCAAAACUGCUAACAAAAUUAAUACGCGAGGCCAGCUUAAUCUAGAUAAAGCCGAGAAUCGGAUACAUGGUCGAACUUUGACAUUAGAAGAUUUGAGAAGUGAACCGUGCUAUUUAAUCAAUCUGAUAUACUGGAGGAAUGAUGGAGACGGAGAAAGCGGAUAAAAGGAAAAUUUCUACGGAAGAUACUCCUGCAAAGAGUACAAAUGAAAACUCUUCUCUUCAUAUUUAUUGCCGCACAAAUCUGGUGACGAAAACUUACGUCUAUGUGUGGGCUAUUGACGAAAUUUGGAGUAUGUACGAAAUAAUUUCUUACUUAAAGUUCGAUCCGAUGGACGGGCGGUUACCUUUUGAGAUUCACUUGGAAUGUGAUAGAAGUGAAGAGAAGUUGAUCUUCUACGUGGAGGCUUCUUCGUCUAUUCAAAAGUUCUUAUGUCAUGUAUAUUUACAGUCAUAUUUAUCAGAAGAGGAUACUUAUAUUUUACCCCAUUAUUAUGACGUUGAUAAAGUGAAGUGCGAAAUAAAAAAGUCUUUCCUCAAGAACGUGAGGACAGAAUUUGUUCACCGUAACAUACUCAAAGUGAUCUUUAAGUUCGAGUGCAUCGAACGUAUUUUGCAUAACACCAGACAUAUUGAGAUGUUAAACAAUCAUUCAGACCUAAAAGACUUACUUCCCAGCGAGUCUAACGCGUUAAUUGAGUUUAAGGUGGGAAAUAAGAAAUAUUUCGUAAAUAAAGAAAUACUUUGUGCAAAGAGCCAAUACUUCAAACUUAUACUUCGUAAUGACAAUACAUCGAUAACUUUAGACGAGAAGUCAACGUCAGGCAUGUUAACAUUUAUAGCCUUCAUAGAAAGUGGCGAUACGUCCGAUAUAAAAACUGCUAAUAUCUAUAUGCUGUUUGAGCUUAUUGAAAUGGCUCAGAAGUACGACAUAGAAGGACUGCAGGAUAUCUGCGAAGAAUAUUUACAAAAAUAUCUUCUUCUAAAAACACCUGCUUUAGACACGAAAAAGGCGUGCGAUAUUCUAAUUCAUGCGCUCAAUUAUGGUUCAACAGAUUUACUGACGUUUGUCACCGAUCUCAUAAGGUUAAAUAUCGAUGAGUAUGCAGAAUCUUCAUAUUUCAGAUCUAUUAAACGGAAAUAUCCCCGAGUAAAUAAUUUACUCAAACAGAUUACAUUAACUAACGAAGCACACUAUUUAUUUGACCGUCAUAUCUAAUCGUAAAAUUUGGAGUAAUAAAGCAUAACAUAACAUGUAAUAUUUAAUGAUAUACUGAUGCUUUUUAGAGUGAUUUUGGAAGUGGUAAGAAAAGAGAAUGGAAGAGGAAAAAAAUUCUUUUUUAUCAGCAAUCAGUUGAACUUAGUACAGCCAUGUUUUAUAUGCUUAUAAAAAUUCGAAUAAAAGUUCCGUUAAAUAUUAAAGACAUCGAUGAGCUUAAUGAGGUUUUAUGUCUGGUGAUUAAAAAUCGUAAUUCGUCGUGAAAUUGAAACUGAACGUACACUUUUGUUAUCUAUCACAUAUCUAUCUCCGUUAGCUUUCAAGUUUUGUUUUAUACCUCUGGUAAAGAUGCGAUUAUCUUAACUUUGUUUAUGUAAAUUCUAUUUUUAAGAAUAAAUUAAUUUGUGUUUUUAAGAAAUAUAUUCUUAAGAACAGACAAAUAAGUAGAUUAACAAAUUUUAUAAUUUGGUUUUGAUAUUUAUCGUAUGGUGUAUUCGAAAACUAUUCGUAUAUUGUUUUCACAGUUUAUCUUUUCUUAAAUACGCGUGCUCGACAUUUACAUAGAAAACAUUAUCAGAUUGUAACAAGUUUUUGAACAGAUAAAAGAGAUGUAACAUGUUACGACAGAUGUAAUAAUAUUUAUUCUAGCUGCGAUAUUUUUCAGUUUUGUCAAAAAGUCUAAUGAACUGAUUAUGCUGACGAUAAACAUAUCUUUUAUCACUGUACGAUAAUAAACCAUACAUCUUUGUGUUUUA
This is a messenger RNA of Harpegnathos saltator (Jerdon's jumping ant), 2073 nucleotides long. RefSeq lists its product as uncharacterized. The record is from RefSeq and is a predicted model, not a curated record. NCBI's taxonomy places the organism in Eukaryota, Metazoa, Arthropoda, Insecta, Hymenoptera, Formicidae. Gene Ontology annotation, molecular function: protein binding. The transcript has 3 exons. The coding region runs from base 239 to 1318 and encodes 359 amino acids.